AAUGGUUACAAGCUCAACAUCUGAACUUUUUCACGUCAUGUGUUGCUGUUCAAGUUUUUUUCUUAGCGGAAAAAAACUAAAUUCUCAUUUUGAAAAUUAACUGAUGUGUUUCUUAUAAUUUCCUCAGUAUUGGACAGGAAGUAUGACAUUGCUCUGUCGCCAAAACCCAAUGCAGAGAUGCUUUUUUUGGAUGGUCUAAACUCAUUUUGAUUUUGAAGUUCCUGUUUGGUGCAGCUUUGUUGCUUUGCAAACAGGGCAGCGGCACUUUGUUUUGUAGUAAAAGGCAAAAAUCUUUAAAGAAGGCAGACUUAUUUGGCUUGCAAAUCAAGAUGGAUAACAUUUUAUUUUACAUGCUGGACUUACUGAUGCUUCACUCCUUCACCCACUGCGGACUUGCUCAAGUUUCCAACGAGGUUGUUGUGACACAACAACCAAAGUGGCCUCAGAUCUUUAGCGGUGAGACGAUCACUCUGACAUGUGAGGUCCAGGGAGGAGAAACCAGUGAGUGGACGUAUGAAUGGAGGAGAUCUGGGUCAUUUAUAUACCAAUCACAGGAAAAAAACUUGACUUUCAGUGUUUACGAGUCAAACAGUGGAGACUACAGGUGUCUAUGUCUACUCAAAGAUGACUCGCAUUCUUCAACACAGUGGAGUGAACCCAUCACACUGUCAGUAUUACGUAAACCAAAGGCCCAACUGAGUGCGGACAGCACAGAGCUACCAGUGGGAGGCAGCGUGACCCUGACCUGCUCAGUGAACUCAUCAUCUUCAUUUGGUUGGAAAUAUUUCUGGUACAGAGGUGAAAAAUCCUCUGGACCUCUGACCACACGAGAUGCUGUUUUCCUUUCAAAUGGAAAAAUUAAUGUCUCAUACUCAUACAAGGGACUGUUUUGGUGUAGAGGAGGAAGAGGGGAACCAGUUUACUACACACACUUCAGUGAUCACAUCAGCAUCAGUAAGAGCGUAUCUGUGGAGUCCAUCCGUCUUGCCAGCUCUUCAUUCACUAUUCUGUUGGUCGUUGGACUAGUUAGUGCAAUCCUUCUUAUUUUUCUAGGGCUCUUGCUUUGGCACUACAGAAAGAUCAAAGACUUUUGGCACAAGAGAUCAAACCCCUCACAGAGUACCAGUCAGAGCUUCACCGCUAACCAUGAUGUCAACCUGAAUGAAACCUAUGAAUACAGCUGUCCUCCUCAUGACGAACCCACAAACGCCACAUACUCUGUGAUUGAAAUGAAAAACUUUGGGAAAGAAAGGGAGACUGUUUGCCCUGAUGUGAAAACAGAAGCUACAGGAAAAUGGAGUCCUGCAGCAGAUGCAGCAGUUUAUUCUAACAUUGGAGCAGAAACAUCUCUGGCUAACCAUGGUGCCUUGUACAGUCAAAUUAAAAAAAAACAUUCACUACCCUGUCAGAUUUAGAUUUAAAUUAUUUUCAUUUAACUUAUAAUUUUAUUACUUAUAUAAAAUGAGAUAGAAUUCUCUCAGUAGAGAAACACGAAAAAGGAGUAUCCAUUUCAUGAAAAUAAAUAUUUAGAUGCUUUUAUUUAGAUUUUAUUAAAAAAGGCAUGUCAAAAAUAAUUUACACCCUACUCAGUAAAUAAUUUAAAAUCAUUUACUGGCAUUACAGCAUUAAACCCAAGCAAAUCAGGUUUUGCAUGUUUCUCCUGGUAAUUUGACAUUUUAUUCUCAGAGAAGUCUUUGAAGUUGGAAGGCCUGCUGGCAAUCACCCUAAUCUUCAGCUCCCUGCGAAGAUUGUAUGAUGCUAAAUAUGUAAUGUGCAUAUUUCAUUUUGUUAUAAACUGUCACUAGCAAUUUGACCCCUUUCAGCUUUAAAUUAUAAACAUUGUCAAUUAUCUAAAUUAAGACAUUUUAGGUCACAAUAAGAACAGAUAGGAUGAAAAAUAAAAUAUCAUUCUUGAGUUUUUUAUUUUAAUUGGGCUUUAUGCAAUUUGAUUUGAGUCAGAGUCUGACUUUAUAAAAUGAAAUUGUAUUAGAGUAAACUGGAUCUCAGUGAUAUGUUUAACAGAGCUGAUCGUAACAUACUGAUUGCCAGACUGAAAAAGUGAUUUGUACUAAACUGGUUCUGAUGUUGUUUGAAUGAUAGAGGCUAUUGUGUUUCAUUGGUUAGUUAUAAAUCACAUGUUUGGGUCCUUAAGGCUUCAUUCUCUGGCCGCUUUAAUUCAACAUCCAUAUGACUUGGAACUUUAUAUUUCUGUGUCAACACUUGAUCGCAGUCACUAAAGUCACAGAAUUAAUCCAAAACCUCAAUGGAUGGAUCAGUCAGCCCUUCCUUCACCCUAAUGUGCAAAAGAUAAAAAUACUUGUUUUUGUUUCCAGAAAUGCAAGGUUAGAAAUCAGCACUCAGCUAGACUCUAUGAGGGUAAAGAUCACAGGUCAUGCAAGAAACUAAGUAUCAUCAUAGACGCAGACCUAAAUUUUUACAUCCAAUUUAGGUCUAUUGCUAAAUCAGCCUGUUACCACAAAACGUUACAUAAAACAUAAAAACAAUGAAUAAAAGACUUUCUGUCCAAACUAGACCCAAAAGAAAAACUCGUGCAUAAUUUAUUUUGAGUGGUUCCCUGUAUGUGAAAAGACAGAAUUCAAAAUUGUAUUGAUAGUGUGAAAGUAACUAAAUGGCUUUGGGCCUCAAUGCAUUUUAGAGUUGCUGGUCAUGCAUGUACCAUUUAGAUACCUCAGAUCAUCAGAUAUCUGCUCACUCAGUGUUCCCAGAACCAGAGCUAAACAACUGGGCUGGUACCACCUAACCUAAAAACAUAAGACAACUGUUGGUUCCUUUAAAUCAGGUCUGAAAAUGUCAGUUUACUUCUGCUUUCCUAUAAAGGCAAGAGAUUAUAUAUCUAUUUUAUGUUGUAACUUUAUAUUUGCUUUAAAUUUCCUUUUUGAUUUUCUUUCAUUUGAUGCUAAAAAAUCUAUGAUUAUUGCUUUAAUGGUUGUAUUUCUAACGCAAUUCUUUUUAUCUUUGUUCCUUUAUUUUUCUGUAAAAAACUUGGAAUUGCCUUGUGCAUGAACCGUGCUAUAAAAACACAUUUCCCUUGAUAAUUGUUUUCUUGAACUGGAUUUUAUAGGUAAUUGCAUAUGAAUUGGACCUGCCUGUCUUGUACAAUGAAUUAAAAUACAUAGCAGUAUAUUAAUGUUUAAAUUUAAGGUACAGUAGCCAAUCUUUACCUCUGUUCAACACAUUCUCACAUGAACCUAUUGUCUUCAAAGCUGCCUUGUGUGUUUAUAUAAAAUUCAAUAAAUUUACAACAGAUGACAAAUCAUAA
This is a messenger RNA of Girardinichthys multiradiatus, 3280 nucleotides long. RefSeq names its product low affinity immunoglobulin gamma Fc region receptor II-like. Gene Ontology annotation, molecular function: transmembrane signaling receptor activity. NCBI's taxonomy places the organism in Eukaryota, Metazoa, Chordata, Actinopteri, Cyprinodontiformes, Goodeidae. The record is from RefSeq and is a predicted model, not a curated record. Gene Ontology annotation, biological process: cell surface receptor signaling pathway. The coding region runs from base 330 to 1415 and encodes 361 amino acids. The transcript has 10 exons.